CCCAACCCAUGCCAAAACCACCGCUUCAUAGAAAAAACCACAGAGAGAAAUGGCAGUUUUCAAAGUCAGUUUCAUGACUCUGGCUCUCUUCAUUGUGGCCGGAAUCUUAUUUUCGGGUAUCAAUGUUGUCUCCGGCCAAGGUUGCAGAGGAGACUUCAGGAAUCUGGCAGCACAAUGCAUGCCAUAUGUUCAAAAGCCCGGUCCGAAAACUCCACCCUCUAAGGGAUGCUGCAAUGCUGUCAGGACGGUGGACGUUCCAUGCGCCUGCCAGCACCUGCCUCCAGGGGUCGGCGGCACUGUCAGCCUGGAGAAAGUAGCCUUUGUCUUGCGAGUCUGCGGCAAACCCCUUAAGCCCGGAACCAAAUGUGGAAGUUACACGGUGCCACCAGCAGUUUGAGAAGAAGACGAGUGAAAAUGCAGAGAUACAUAUAAGCUAGUACACUAGUAAAUAAAUUUGUGUAGUUCCCUCUUUCAUCUUAUGUCACUAGAGACUUGAUCUGGGGGGAAUGUUCUGAAAGCUCAUAAAUCUACAUGUUAGUAAAGAAUCCUUUGGCUCUCUUGGUUUGA
Vitis vinifera (wine grape) is the source of this 567-nucleotide messenger RNA. RefSeq lists its product as uncharacterized. Bases 50 to 397 code for a protein of 115 amino acids. The transcript is spliced from 2 exons. The record is from RefSeq and is a predicted model, not a curated record. NCBI's taxonomy places the organism in Eukaryota, Viridiplantae, Streptophyta, Magnoliopsida, Vitales, Vitaceae.